AUGUCGGUGCCUCGCUUCCCCGCUCAUCCCUGCAUGCCGCUGCUCCGCUUGCCCUCUCACCCCGGGAUGCCGAUGCCCCGGGUCUCCGACGCACCCCAGGGUGCUGACCCCUGCAAUGCCCGGGGGUUCUGGUACCCUGGGUCCUCGCCGCGCCCCGGGAUGCCAGUGCCGCGGGUCCCCGGGAUGUCGGUGCCUGCAGCUCCCCGGGAUGCCGAUGCCGCGGGUCCCCACCCCGCCCCGGGAUGCCGGUCCCUGCUGCGCCCCGGGAUGCCGCUGCCCUCGUCCCCGCCCGCCCCGGGUGCCGGUGCCGCGGUCCCCGCGCUGCCGGUGCCCGCAGCACCCCGCUGGCGGAGCCCGGCCCCGCGCCGCCGCUCACCUGCCUCGGCGCCGCCCCCGCCGCAGCGAGCGCGCCCGGCGCGGAGCCGCGAGCCCUGCGGGGCCGGCGGCGGCGGCGGCAGAAGCUCCGCGGGGCCGGGGGGUCCCGCCCGCCGCCCUUCCCGGUGCCGCCCUCCGGCCGCCCGCCGGCGCCGCGGCGCGGGAACAGUCGGGGAGAGCCCGGUUCCCUAUGCCGGUUUCCAGUCCCCGGUUCCAGACCGCCGGUGCCCGGUUCGUGGCUGCCUCUGCCUCCCACCAGCCCCUCCCGAGCUCUGUAUAGGGGACAGGGCUAAGGAUGCCCGGGGAGAACCCAUCGGACGAGACCAGAGACCUGAUUUUGGCGAAACCGGCUGA
This is a messenger RNA of Vidua chalybeata, 729 nucleotides long. RefSeq names its product basic proline-rich protein-like. Bases 1 to 729 code for a protein of 242 amino acids. Lineage: Eukaryota; Metazoa; Chordata; Aves; Passeriformes; Viduidae. The record is from RefSeq and is a predicted model, not a curated record. The transcript is spliced from 2 exons.